AGAGUGUCCGGGUCCGGGUUCGAAAUUCGGGUUUAGAUUUUUACAGAGUCGCAAUCUGAACUUUGUUAAAGUUUGAAGUAGGUUUUAUUUCAUAUUUUAUUUCAUAUAUAAGUAUACAAAACUUUAAAUUUGUGUUACAAUAAAAUUGCACGAUUAAUCAUAUAAAUCUGUUUAAAGUAUCUACUUAGUUAAAUUAAUAUUAUUAAUUACUUUAUUUAUUACAGCUAUUACGUCAACAUCAGAAACACAAUACCUAAACAUAUUUAUAUAUGGAUAUCUAGGAGUUUGUUUUUGCUCGCUCAUCGUUGACAUAACUUUUGGCUCUCACUUCGGAAUGGACUUUACCUACCUAACUAAUGAGUUGAAUAAAAGUAAUAUGACAGAUAUAGCCGAUAACUAUGCCACGGACAUCCUGCGUCUCGGCGCAUUGCUCCUAAUGAGCGUUUGUCUGAAAGGUUUCAUCGGACAUCUCGUAAAUAUAGUGUUGCUCGUAUUGCUUCUGAUAUAUGUAAUAGAGUACGUAGAGAGACUGAAUAAAUCCCAGCACUCCAUUCACAAAGUGGGUGCGCUGAAUGCAUUCGAGAGCCAAACGAAAAAUGAACAUUGCAACCAUCAAUGCGAAAUAUGUAACCAGCGCAAUAGAAACGGAAGGCCCGGACCACAAAUCAACUACGGCUACACGAACGACGAAGAACCACCACGAAGCCGAAGUCCGAUACGUAAUGGCAACACGAGACCAGAAUACAUGAACCCGGUGUUUGACCGCUCCAACUCCUGGCAGCCGUCACCCGGUUCAUCGAGGCCGUUCUCUUACCUGGAAGACGUGAAACGGCCACCACCACCUAUGAGUAUACCGCCGUCUUCACCAUCAGCUUCCGCCAACGACAGUCAGUGGAGGCACGACCGCUGGCAAACAGGAAUGCCGCCUGUGCCCGCCCCGGACUAUAGCCCUCACGGUCAACGUAAACUUAAGUCUGCCUUGAAAUCGUAUAUGUAGAUAAAUAAGCCUUUGUUUUAUAAAUAAACAGAACUAACUACUCUACAUUUUAUUUUUGAUGACGGAAAGAGCAAGAUAAAAUCCAUAGCCCUAUCGAUGACAAAUAGAGAUGAAGCAUAAAUAG
Molecule: messenger RNA, 1121 nt
Organism: Diatraea saccharalis (sugarcane borer)
Lineage: Eukaryota; Metazoa; Arthropoda; Insecta; Lepidoptera; Crambidae
Source: the annotation of a GenBank genome assembly